This is a messenger RNA of Linum trigynum, 606 nucleotides long. The record is from the annotation of a GenBank genome assembly. NCBI's taxonomy places the organism in Eukaryota, Viridiplantae, Streptophyta, Magnoliopsida, Malpighiales, Linaceae.
AUGGUGCUGUGGGAGAUCACGCUAGCGACGGCUUACUUCUUGGGGCUGAAGCGGACUUACAGGCUCGCUCUCAAGUUACAACGCAAGGCCGUCAGCCCUAAGCACCCCAAGAUCCGCGAGUUUCUCCAUAGGCGGACUCGUGCAGUUUUCAGUGCUGCUCUUUCAGUACAUCAGAACAUACAACAGAGGGACUUGGAAGUUGGCAGGAACCUUGGCAACUGGAUUCUCCGAUGGCUCGAUAGAAUGAAACCUUCUGCUGGGAUCCGCCCUCAUGAUGAAGUCGCGGCAUCGAACAUACGAAAGAUAACACAGUCAAGCAGCAGCCCCAACAACCUAAAGAGUUCUUCCAGCAGCGUCCAGUCAUCCAGAAAUGGUGAAUCAUCAAACAGGCAUCUGUUCUCUUCCUAUAGAGCCACAUGGUCUAAGCCGUUCCCUACUAUCGCAAUGAUGAUCAGGCCGCCAAGACCUGCUGGAACUACAACGCAAUACAGGCACCUCAACAGCUGGAUGGGUCCUGAGAUGUUUGGGCGAAGCCCUGUAAUCAGCGCAAGUGGUUUUGGUGGAUUGCUAAGGAAGGAUGUAAUGCAGUAUCUACUGCAAAACUGA